Peniophora sp. CBMAI 1063 is the source of this 1875-nucleotide messenger RNA. The record is from the annotation of a GenBank genome assembly. NCBI's taxonomy places the organism in Eukaryota, Fungi, Basidiomycota, Agaricomycetes, Russulales, Peniophoraceae.
AUGGAAGCACCGCAAUCUCCCUUCCUCAUGGCUUCUUUGGGCACGCUGCGAUUCCCUGCGCAUAUGCACCCUCUAGAGCUCACCAUCGGCGGUGCGCCCGAGUGCGACCUUGUACUCUCCGGACCAUUCUCCAAGUUUAUCAGCAGGAAGCACUGCGUGCUGAGAUGGGACGGGAGUCGCUUGACGAUUAUGGACCUGCAAACCGUGAACGGGACAUGGGUCAAUCUGAUACGUCUACAUGAUGGAGAGACUCGCGUUCUGAAGGACAAGGACGUAGUCCAUCUGACCUUUGCUGCGUUCGGCUUGCACUCGCGAAACGCGUGCGAGUCAAUACUUGCCCUUACAUAUCGCGAGCAUACGUUCUCUGACAUCUCUGCAACAUUGUCUUCCGGGAGUUGCGUGGUCAGGAAGGCUAUGGAUGAGUUGUCUCGUAUACGUGAAACCGUCAAGAACACCCGACAUCCUAGGUCCAACAACGAUGAAGAAGCGAACACAACUUCCGCUGGAGAGAGUGUGCGUACAUAUCGAGGCGUCCUCGACAGACUCGGUCGAGUCCGAACGCCCGUCCUGCCGCCUCCACAACCUCUGGAUCUCGAUCGGGAAGAUAUGCGGAUGCAGAUGCGGAACGGUGGCUGGGGUCGAAAGUCAACUUCGGAAAAGGUGGUAUUGCGGCGCGACGAUCCCAAUAUAAUCUGGGGUACAAGUUGCGUCAGUAUGUACGCCGGCCAUGGACUUCCCGACGAAAUCAAGAAAUGGUCUAACUAUCACCAUCUACCCGUUGGACUUCAUGACGACUGGCCUUUGGUAUCGCCAACACCUUACGGCUGUCGAUCCUCUUUGCCGUGGCCCAAACGUCGAGAACGUUACGUGGGAUAUCUCGCAGAGACGGGUCGUCCUGAUUUCGCGCCUGAUCACUCGGGAAGUGUGCUCUGGGCGAGCAGAUACGCCCCUUUAGCCGCUGAGUCAAACCAGGAUCCCACACCUCGUGCUACAUCAUCAACAAUAGUCGAUCAGCAGUCCACCACGGCACGUCCUAACCAGACAAACACCGAAUCGCCCUCCCGUGGCAUCAAACGCCGGUUCGAAAGCGAUGACCGCGAUGUUGACGGACGCCACAUCAAGUGCGCGCGGGGCGAUCCUCCGCCUCUCGACUGGCAUCUGAUGCCCCUCGCGUGGAGGCUCAGUCCGUCUCGUCUUCCGCCUGUGUGGAGGUCGCGGGCUUCCCGGUCCAUAUUGCCCGACAGACCAAGAGGUCACCUUUUCCUUCCGCCGCCCAAACGAGAAAGCGCACUCUCGUGGACUGUGGCCACCCCACCGUCCACGCAACGCGAGUACCAGCACCGGGAAGCUGGCAUUGAGGCGCCCGGUCCGUCCCACAGCUUGCCUUCACGGACUUCGUCGGCUUCACCAUCAGUAUCGCGCCUCGAUUCAGGUGUUCAACCUUUCCCUCUAUCACCUGCGCUGCAACGCCCAUCCUCAUGGAGGGUGGGUCCCCGGAAACGCUACCAGAAUCAGGAGGUUGAUGCUGAGGACGCUGGGCGGCACGGCGCGUUGGAAGAGGUUGACAAUCCAAUGGAGUGGGAGCGCACUGCCAUGGAUUUGCCUCAACAGCCGACCGUUCGCGCAUCGAGACGACACUUCGAAAGACCUCGUUUGGAUUCCCCACCUCGCACUCAGGCUAGAAGAACACUACACCGAAUGUAUCGUCAACGCCGGACUAAUACUGAUGAGGGAGAAGACGACGAAGAUUCAGAGCCCGCAGUGCAAGAUGAGAGGAUGGGCGAGAUAGUCAGUGAGGAGAGGAACGAGGGGGGGACGGUGCUGGGUAGGGUCUUUCGAUGGUUUGGGACGUUUGCGUGGGAAUGGGAGGGAUGA